UAUGCAUGGAUAUCACCGGAAUCUUCUUACAAGAGCUUAAAUUGUGUGUAAAAUUGCCCUAAACAUGAGUGGCUCCAAACCUGAUAUUCUGUGGGCCCCGCACCAUGUUGACAGAUUUGUUGUGUGCGAUUCAGAAUUGAGCCUUUAUCACAUUGACUCUGCUGUAAGUUCAGAACUCAAGGCAGGGUCCUUGCGGUUAUCGGAAGAAACUACAGCUACGCUAUUGUCAAUAAAUUCAGAUACACCCUAUAUGAAAUGUGUGGCUUGGUAUCCAAAAUACGAUCCUGAAUGUCUCCUUGCUGUUGGACAGGCCAAUGGUCGAGUGGUACUUACUAGCCUCGGUCAAGAUCACAACUCAAAAUCUAAGGAUUUGAUAGGCAAAGAGUUUGUUCCCAAACAUGCACGGCAAUGCAAUACGCUUGCGUGGAACCCACUAGAUAGUAAUUGGCUUGCUGCUGGGUUAGAUAAACAUCGGGCUGACUUUUCAGUUUUGAUCUGGGAUAUCAGUAGCAAAUAUGCCCCAGAGACUGCAGUUGCUACAGAGAAAGUAAGACUUUCAGCAGGAGAUCCAGAAGCAGGACUGGUAGUAACAAAGCCACUAUAUGAAUUAGGACAGAACGAUGCUUGUCUUUCUCUCUGUUGGCUUCCACGGGAUCAGAAGCUGCUUUUAGCUGGAAUGCAUCGAAAUCUGGCUAUCUUUGAUCUGAGGAACACAAGCCAAAAAAUAUUUGUAAACACCAAGGCUGUCCAAGGAGUGACUGUUGAUCCCUAUUUCCACGAUCGUGUAGCUUCCUUCUAUGAAGGUCAGGUUGCCAUAUGGGAUUUAAGAAAGUUUGAAAAACCUGUUUUGACCUUGACUGAGCAACCAAAACCCUUAACAAAAGUUGCGUGGUGUCCAACAAGAACUGGACUGUUAGCUACUUUAACAAGGGAUAGUAAUAUCAUUAGACUGUAUGACAUGCAGCAUACUCCCACCCCUAUUGGAGAUGAAACUGAGCCAACGAUAAUUGAAAGAAGUGUCCAACCAUGUGAAAACUACAUUGCUUCGUUUGCCUGGCAUCCCACAAGUCAAAAUCGAAUGGUAGUGGUGACUCCCAACAGGACUAUGUCUGACUUCACAGUUUUUGAAAGAAUUUCUCUUGCAUGGAGUCCAGUGACAUCUUUAAUGUGGGCUUGUGGACGACAUCUAUACGAGUGUACAGAAGAAGGAAAGGCUAGUUCCUUGGAGAAAGACAUAGCAACCAAAAUGCGGCUGAGAGCUCUGUCAAGGUAUGGUCUUGAUACUGAACAAAUUUGGAGAAAUCAUCUCCUUGCUGGAAAUGAAGAUCCUCAGCUGAAAUCGCUUUGGUACACUCUGCAUUUUAUGAAGCAGUAUACUGAAGAUAUGGAUCAAAAACUUACAGGAAACAAAGGGCCCUUAGUUUAUGCUGGCAUUAAAUCAAUUGUGAAGUCAUCUUUGGGAACAACAGAGAACCUCAGGCACAGCAGGAGUGGAUCGGAUAGACAGGCAGAUAUUAUUCAGUAUCUGAGUGAGGAGAGAUCCUUGGCUUUGCAGCUCUGUGGGUGGAUAAAGAAGGGAACAGACUUAGAUGUGGAACCUUUUUUAAAUUCAUUGGAACAGGAAGGAGACUGGGAGCGAGCUGCUGCUGUAGCACUUUUCAACUUAGACAUACGGCGAGCAAUACAAAUUCUAAAUAAAGGGGCUUCCUCGGGAAAAGGUGAUCUGAACCUUAAUGUAGUAGCAAUGGCUCUAUCAGGCUACACAGAUGAGAAGAACUCACUUUGGAGAGAAAUGUGCAGUACUCUAAGACUGCAAUUGAACAACCCCUACUUGUGUGCUAUGUUUGCUUUCCUGACAAGUGAGUCUGGUUCAUAUGAUGGUGUUUUGUAUGAAAAUAACGUAGCUGUACGAGACAGAGUGGCAUUUGCUUGCAAGUUCCUCAGUGAUGCUCAGCUGAACAGGUUUAUUGAAAAGCUGACGAAUGAAAUGAAAGAUGCUGGGAAUUUGGAGGGAAUACUGUUAACAGGGCUGACAAAAGAUGGAGUUGACUUGAUGGAAAGUUAUGUUGACAGAACUGGAGAUGUCCAGACAGCAAGCUAUUGCAUGCUACAGGGUUCUCCAUCGGAUGUACUUAAGGAUGAGAGGGUUCAGUACUGGAUUGAGAACUACAGGAAUCUUUUAGAUGCUUGGAGAUUUUGGCAUAAACGUGCAGAAUUUGAUAUCCAUAGGAGUAAGCUGGAUCCUAGCUCAAAACCUUUAGCCCAGGUGUUUGUGAGUUGCAAUUUCUGUGGAAAAUCAAUCUCUUACAGCUGUUCAGCUAUUCCUCAUCAGGGGCGAGGUUUUAGCCAAUAUGGAGUUAGCGGUUCACCAACUAAGUCAAAAGUUACAAGCUGUCCUGGUUGCCGUAAACCCCUUCCUCGCUGUGCACUUUGCUUGAUAAACAUGGGAACACCAGUUUCCAGCUGUCCAGGAGGAUCCAAGUCAGAUGAAAAAGUGGAUCUUAGCAAAGACAAGAAGUUAGCCCAGUUCAACAACUGGUUUACUUGGUGUCACAACUGUAGGCAUGGUGGACAUGCUGGACAUAUGCUUAGCUGGUUCAGGGACCAUACCGAGUGCCCAGUUUCUGCCUGCUCUUGUAAGUGUAUGCAGCUGGAUACAACAGGGAAUCUCAUACCAGCAGAGACUGUCCAGGCAUAAAUAUUGUUUGGAAAUGUGGGACUCUCUAAUGGAUGUCCAUCAUAGUCCAAGCAUAUAUUUUAGACAAAGGUCACAUGUGACUUAGUGACUGUGAAAAAAUAAAUUGCUAUCAGAUUAGUAAAAUGAUGUGUGUAUGACUGUGCUUGGUAGAAACGGGUAUUACUGAAGUGAGUCCCUGGUAUAGUAUGUGGUCCUUGUUCAGAGGAUUGAAGCAGUUCAGUUCAAAAGCACUCCUGGAAUUGUAGACU
Cariama cristata (Red-legged seriema) is the source of this 2946-nucleotide messenger RNA. RefSeq names its product missing oocyte, meiosis regulator, homolog (Drosophila) (gene MIOS). Gene Ontology annotation, cellular component: cytoplasm. Gene Ontology annotation, biological process: cellular response to amino acid starvation; positive regulation of TORC1 signaling. Gene Ontology annotation, molecular function: protein binding. NCBI's taxonomy places the organism in Eukaryota, Metazoa, Chordata, Aves, Cariamiformes, Cariamidae. The record is from RefSeq and is a predicted model, not a curated record. The transcript has 10 exons. Bases 65 to 2698 code for a protein of 877 amino acids.